Molecule: messenger RNA, 2908 nt
Organism: Bolinopsis microptera
Lineage: Eukaryota; Metazoa; Ctenophora; Tentaculata; Lobata; Bolinopsidae
Exons: 6
Coding region: 1049-2587 (512 amino acids)
Source: RefSeq, a predicted model, not a curated record
UAUGAGGGACGAAGGGGGAGGAAGAGGAGACUAAGACACGGGCAGGGGAGAAAGUUCCCGGAGCUGGGGGGUCUGGUAGAGUGUCUAUAGCAACUGAGGGAUGGUUAGGAGGGUUAGGAGGUGAAAAGUGAGGACUUGAACAAGGUUUGGGUUUACUUGUUAAUUAUAACCCGCUAGUCUAUUUGAGCUCUGUGAAUAUCUUUAGUAGGCUUUCUUUAAUCUGCUAGCAGAACAGUGAACUCAUACAUAACAUGUUUUAUUUGGGCUCUGAAUUCGUGUGGUGGUAGAGGUGACAUUUGUGACUUCACCCUUCACCAAGGACAACGCCCUCUUCGUCAGUUCACCAAAUAAAUGUGCAUAUGAGCAUGAAGUAAGAAGUAGCAGUAAGCAGUGUCGUACAGUGCAUUUCAGAGCGCACCUCAACCAAUUCAAACAGCUGACGGUUACUCAAUAUUAGCAAGCAGACCGUUAAACUUAGGUCCACUUAAAUGUCUAUUUCUGGUAACUUUUAACCCCAUAGAUUUACUAUUUACGUCUAUUGUAACACAAACCCCCGAGAUCUAAUCUUGUGGAGAUUGAGGGAAGGUUCAUAUGUUACCACCAGCGAGCCAUCGGGCGGGUGUUACAGUAAUUUGGAUAUAAAUAUUUGGUGAGAAUUUUACCAAGCAAGUCAAGGCCAAAUCUGUUAGUCGUGCUUGCUGAGUUUUGUGAUUUGGAGUUGAGCUCUGAUUGGAGGAGAGCUUGUGACGUCAUCAGACAGCUUGUUGCUGAUUGGUUGAACGAGACACGUGAUGUUUAGAAAGUCAACAGCUGCAAUGGGGCAAGCAAGCGUGCAGUUUGGUAAUGUUUUGUAAGGGAAGUGUUGCAUUAGCCUGACAUACUGUAUUGGUUUAUCAGUUACUUGGUGCGAUAUUAGUUUUGUUUACUCAUGAUGAUUUAGGGCAAUUCUAAGUUUGAUAAUAUUGACAUUCCCUCCCCUUUUCUUCAAUUACCCUCUAACCCGCUUACUAGCCUUGCAAAUCAAUAACGCCUAUUAAAUUAUAGCGUAAUGUUGGAAGUAGCUACAUCCAGAAAGAGACAGUUGAUUCGUGCGACUAAAGUUAGGAGAAGACUUUUCUUUUCCUCCGACGAAGGAGGGCCCAACAAGACAGUAGACACGACAUGUAGCAGCAGUAGUAGUGGGGUAUCAGGAUCUCUGGACGGGGAGGAGGAGGAGGAACUUGAGGACUUCUUCUUGGAGGAACAGUUUGAUUCUGUUAAUAUUGGGGACCUUAACAAAACCCCUGUUACUGUCGACCAGCCGAGCGCUCUUAAAGAGCCCCCAUCGAAGAGAAGAUGUAGAGAUAAAGUAGAUGCGAGAGAAUGGAGAACACGGGAAGGAAAACUUCUAUUCAAGAUACUCCCUAGCUCAGAGAGUUCGAAUGUGAUGAAACUGGACGAACUGAAGCAUGCUCUGAAGACAAGAAGGGACCCACAUGUUCUACGUAGAGUCUCAGAGAUUUACGAUGUGAUGAAGAUAAAGAUGGCGGGAAAACUGGUUAACCUACAUAAGAGGAUCGAGAGAGACAUGGAGAACCUGGACAAGACGAUGUCACCACGAAGCCUGCUACUGGAGAUCAGGAAGAAGGAUGCUAUCAAGGCAAUACUGGGAGUAUGGGGUCUGGACACCAAACAACACACUGACCAGAUGAAAACUCCUCCUAGGAUAAAAGCGAAAGUACCCCUCCAAGAGCUCACAGUUUUACCCGACGGUUCACUCAUCCGACCAAAUGACUCUGGAUAUAACGACACCAGCAUCAGAACAAACAAUCAAACAAGCACUCAGAACAUAAGAACUUGUGUGGAGGGUUGCUCCUGCGCGGGUCAAGAUAACGACAUUCCAGAUAAUGGAUCAGAGAGAGAUGACACACAAACAGACACAAAAACACAGGGAGACUGUAAUAAGAUACUGAACGUGACUCAGCCUGAAGACGACGAGAAACAGGAGGGAAAUGCUGUAGUUCCGAGGAGACCCUCAGCUAGUUCAGACGGGUCGUACUGCGAUUGUAACUUUUGUCUGCAAAACGGGGGUGAUCAGCCACAGCAACCUGAACCUCAAGAUCCUUUAAAACGGUUCAGAGAAGUGCAUGAUGCUCCAGAAUCGGACUGCAAUAACAUGGUUGAAACAGAACAAUACGACCAGCAAGAAACUCAUGGGUUGUCCCAUCAAACACUACAACUAGGUGAAGAGAGUUACUCCAGUCAAGUAACAAGGUUCAGAGAUAUCCACCAGGAGACCUGGCUCAACUCAGACGACAGCAUGGCCUCCUCCAUGUCCUCCUUUAACUGCCAGGAUGACAUCGUAGCUAGCAGCCCUCAGUCUUAUGACGUCACAAACACAUGCGAUGACGUCAUGAAUCAACCAGAUGACGCCACAAACGGAGUGUCUCAUGAUGACACAGCACUGAUGUUGGGAUCACUGAUGUUGCUGCCAGCUAGCACUCCCCAUGUGUUGGGAAGACCUGUUCGGGGGCUGACUGACAGUAUGGUGGUGUUAGGGAGUAACAGUCACGUGAGCAGACUGUCAGAUAGUGAGGACGAGACCUGAACAAUUAGGAUAAUCUUAAGACGAGAAUCUUAUCUGACUUGCAGUCCGGAUUAAGACGUCAGAGAUCGCCAAAUUCCAAGAAAUAACUUCUGUGUUGAAAGUCUUAGAUCAAUGAAUGAACUUGAUGAGAGAGGACUCAGACAAUGUGAAUAGCAAGCGAGAUACUGUUAUCAUCACAUUAUUGAUUAAUAUUGAGAAGUUGAACUUUAUGAACACCCGUUUUAGUUUCAUUCUAUUUAAGAUUUCAAGUUUGAUAAUUUUAUGACAGUACCAUAUUUAAUAUUUAUGACAUUAUAAAAACAUUGAUUUAUUCUUCUGUUU